Haplochromis burtoni (Burton's mouthbrooder) is the source of this 6877-nucleotide messenger RNA. RefSeq names its product La ribonucleoprotein 1B (gene larp1b). Gene Ontology annotation, molecular function: RNA cap binding. The transcript has 20 exons. The record is from RefSeq and is a predicted model, not a curated record. NCBI's taxonomy places the organism in Eukaryota, Metazoa, Chordata, Actinopteri, Cichliformes, Cichlidae. Gene Ontology annotation, cellular component: cytosol; cytoplasmic stress granule. Gene Ontology annotation, biological process: positive regulation of translation; mRNA stabilization. The coding region runs from base 444 to 3785 and encodes 1113 amino acids.
AGUCACUGUUUACAGCGUAGCUCCACGAGCUCCUGGCUGGUAGCGUGGAGUUGGAACCAGAGAGGAGGUCGCUGUAGUAGUUUUGUUUUAAAGAAAAAGUUACAGAAACUCGUUGGAGACAGAAUAGAGUGUGAGUGGUUUACAUGGUGACAAACUACAAACUCAGAGGUAAUUAUUUGUUCAUACGAAACAGUCAAUUAGAGUGAAAAACAACAACGUUUAGUUCGGGCUCGCUGACUUCUGCAUGGUCGCUAGCUAGCUAGGACUUAGCUCCAAGAGCUACUUGGCUAGCUGGCUAGCGAGGUCCAGCCCAGAAGUUGUUUACUUCAACUUGUGGAUGUGGUCACCCCUUGAGCUUUUCACGACUUUUCUUGGGGAUAAGAGAGCAAGGACUAACAAUUCACACUGGAUUUAACACUGUGCGCUGUUAGGAAACUAGCAGGAUGUCCACAGAGGUUGAGUGUGCUCAGGUUGACUCGGGUUUGACAGCGGCCAGCCCGAGCGGAGUGGUGGAGAAGAACCAAAACACGUCCCAGGGUGCUCACUUGGACAAAGGACAAGAUCAGGGGCAGAAAGUCUUAGAAAAACAACUAGCGGACAGCCACGACUCCGGGGCUCCCAAGAGCCCAGCGGAUAUAGAAAAGGAAAGCAAAGAAAACUGUAAAGAAAACGACCAAAGUAGUAACGCUGACUCGGCUGUUGAGACGGUGAAGAAGAAAGUUGUUGAAGCGCCUCCGCCGAAAGUCAACCCGUGGACUAAAAGGACCACGGGCAGAGUGCCGGUCAGCAGCACCAACUCUAGCUCUCAAGACAAAGAUCAGCAAAAUGCUCCGAAAGUCGUCCGCGCCACCAAGCCCAGAACGAGAAAAAUCAGCAAGUCAAGUGACUUCAGUGACAUCACUAACUGGCCUACGCCUGGAGAACUGGCCAAAGAGCAACAACAAAAUGUCCUCAACAACAAUGGAAAGAAGCCUCCGUCUUUGCGCAGAGAUAAGGAGAAGAAAAGAGAGCGACCGGAGAGAAAAUCUGAGAGCAGCCAUGAUGGAGGUGAGAGCAAAGAGAACCAGGAGGCUCAGGUGGAGCCGAUGGGAGAGCUGACCAAAGAUGAAGAGUCAAAAGCAGGACAGGACGCCAAGAGUGCCAACCUGAGGAAGAGAGGAGGUAACAAACGUAAGUGGGUUUCUCUGCCGCUGGAGGAAGUGUCCCGGGAUGAUGAUGCCAAGACGCCCGGCAGGGGCCCAGCACGCUCAGACACAGAGCCCAUCGAUGACUCGUCUGACCUCACGUCGCCUAAUCAAACGCUCCAUAAUAACAGGGCGCAUGAUAGCACCAGGAGUUGGCGAAGAGAGCCGCGGGACUAUGGCGACGAUGUUGCAAGCAUUCGGAGCGACGGUGGGAGUGUUCGUGGAGGAAUACGAGGAAGAGGGAAGGGACGUGGACGCGGAAGAGGUCGUGGGCGAGGGCGAUAUGAAUACCCGCUCAACUUUGGAGACUCUCAGUCAUCUGAUGGUUCUGCUCAGGCCCCUGCAGAGUUUGGCACCAACAUGGUUUACUACUACAAUGAUGGCAACAAAUUCCAGAUGUACGCGGUGGAUGAAAAGCUUCUUAAGGAAUACAUCAAACGGCAAAUUGAGUACUACUUUAGCCUCCACAAUCUGGAGCGAGACUUCUUCCUGAGGAGAAAAAUGGACGCGCAGGGUUUCCUCCCCAUCUCCCUCAUCGCCAGCUUCCACAGAGUGCAGGCCCUCACCACUGACGUCAGCCUCAUCAUUGAGGCUCUGAAGAGCAGCACAGAGGUGGAGCUGGUUGAUGAAAGGAUCCGCUGUAAAACAGACCCUGAGCGUUGGCCGAUUCCCACCCCUACCACCGUUGGUUCCCCUCGCACCGACUUCUCCCAGCUCAUUAACUGUCCUGAGUUUGUUCCUCGACAGACCCUCAAUGCCACAAACUCCGCUUCAUCACCUGUGAAGGCGACUCCUCCUGAUCCCGUGCAGCCUCGGGACUCCCCUGACCCUGGCUCCUCCAGCCAGGAAUCUCUACCGGCCACAGAUGACUCCAAAGAUGCCCUCGCCCCCAAGCCCGACCCUGACGCCUGGAUCCAGGUUGAGAAACGUCAUAGGCAGCCCUCUGCAAAAGCAAAGUAUGUCAGUGAUGAAGUGUGCAUUGCCGGCUCUUCUCUCUCCACAUCGCUCCAGCCUCACUGCCUUUCCUCUGCAGGGGAUAGUAAAACGCCUCCUCCCAGCCAGCAGCCUCCUCCACAGGCAGAGCCCGACCAGGAGGAGCUGGACUUCAUGUUCGAUGAGGAAAUGGAGCAGAUGGCGGCCAGGAAGAACAAGUUCACAGACUGUUUAGAUGAGGACGACUCGGACUAUGAGCUGGAUGACCAGGAUGUGAACAAGAUCCUCAUCGUCACCCAGACUCCACCCUACAUCCGUAAGCAUCCCGGUGGGGAUCGGACAGGUAACCAUGAGUCCCGAGCUAAAAUUACUGCCGACCUGGCCAAAGCCAUCAACGACGGGCUGUACUACUACGAACAGGACCUGUGGAAGGGGGAGGAGCCAAUUGAGUGCAUCAAGCAGGAAGUGGAGAACUUCAAGAAGCUGAACGUCAUCAGUAAAGAUGAGUUCGACACUCUCACCCCCAAAGCGCCCGUUGACCCAAACCAGGAAGUCCCAUCUCUUCCCAUGCCAGCAGACAGUGGAGCAGAGUUGGCUCGUUCUGUGCCCACAACGGUCCCACAGUCGCCCAGAGCUCACCAACCCCGGACCCCCAGAACCCCUCGCACCCCCGGACGCCAGGACCCCAGCAAGACACCACGUUUCUACCCCGUGAUGAAGGAGACCGGCACCAUCGAUGGACAGACGCCCAGGAAGAAGAAGACGAGCCACAGUUCGAACCCUCCCCAGGAGGCUCACAUAGGCUGGGUGAUGGACUCUCGCGAACACCGACCGCGCUCUGCGUCCAUCAGCAGCUCCAAUGCCUCUCCAUCAGAAGGAGCCCCGCUAUCAGGAAGUUACGGCUGUACCCCUCAGUCAUUGCCCAAAUUUUGGCAUCCAUCCCAUGAGCUGCUGAGGGACAAUGGCUUCACUCAACAGGGAUACCACAAGUACCGCCGACGGUGCCUUAAUGAGCGAAAACGGUUGGGGAUCGGCCAAUCUCAGGAGAUGAACACUCUGUUCAGGUUCUGGUCCUUCUUCCUCAGGGACAACUUCAACAGGAAGAUGUAUGAGGAGUUCAAACAGUAUGCUGUAGAAGAUGCCAAAGACAACUACAGGUACGGAUUGGAGUGUCUGUUCAGAUACUACAGCUACGGUUUGGAGAAGAGAUUCAGAUUAGAUCUGUUCAAAGACUUUCAAGAAGAGACCCUCAGAGACUUUGAGAAAGGUCAGCUGUAUGGACUAGAGAAGUUCUGGGCCUUUUUGAAAUAUUCAAAGAUAAAGAACCAGCCUAUUGAUCCGAAGCUGCAGGAACACCUCUCGCAGUUCAAGAACUUGGAGGACUUCAGGGUGGUGCCCCCGAUAGGAGACGAUGGCAGCAGGAGGAGGCGUACCUCGUCCUCGGCUGGGGAUGAAGGGAGGCGUCGGAGACAUCCUUCCAACACUACCUCAAAGCCCGCGCAGGCCUCCAAAUCCUCCAGCACUUCAGCUGAGUCUGCCUCAGCCUCCGCCGCUGCACAGACCACACCCAAAGACAAAGCCCAGAAAGCAGCAGCGACAACAUCUGCACAGGGCAAGAAGACAGAAGCCAGAGCUGGGAAGAAGGAAAGUGGUGCACCAAAUAAAUGAAGCUCCCCUCCCGUAAGCGUGGGUUUGAAAAGAAGCAAAGUGGGGCGGCUGCAGCGCUCAUUCGUUUCAGAGGCAAACUGCUUGGGUGUGAAGAGAGACUGAGCGUGGUUGAUCCAAUUUGAUUGUUUUUAUCAGUGCAUUUCAUUUAAAAGCAAGCAUAGGCAGCGAGCUUGAAUGUGUUCACCUGACAGCUCAUAACGUUUACAAAAAUAAAUGCAUUCCCUGCAUUUUGCCUUUUCAGAUGCCAAACUAUUCAACAAAUACUUUGAUUUCAACAAUAUGUAAGCCGCGCUGGUCUAUAUAGGGCUGUUAAACUGUGAUUCUAAGUUGCCAAGAUAACAGACACUGCACACAGUGUGACUAAUCUGAUACAGCAGGAUGUCGGGCGUUUUCUCAUUAAGUAAAAUAGUCCGCAUUCUGCUUUUUUAAAAGUCUUCCUAAUUGAUUAUUUGGGAUUCAGAUGUGUUUAAAAUUGAAAACAGUUGCAGGUUUGUUUGUUUCUUUUCUGAGGAUGUAAACUUCUGUUUUUAUCAUGACAAUCAAAGUUGAGUCUUAAAGUGCCCAUAUUAUCAUUUUAUUUUGGGGGGUCUGCUAGAUUAGGUUUACAUGUUUUACCCCAUUCUGUCCAUUAUUGCAGCACCGUCUGUCUGUAGGGCUCUGCUUUUAGCUCCUUUCUGUCCGGAAAAGCACAGUCUCUUGGAAUUUGGCUCCAUUAAUGCAGUACAUGUGAUCAUGGAGAGUUAAAGAAACAAGCGUGAUCGUAACAUACACCAUGCUAACACUAAACCAUAGACAGUAUAAGAGAAGGAUGCAACUUUUAGCUCUAAAGAGUGAAGCCAGUGUGGAAGUGUUUUAUCUCUUUACCCCUUUAAAGCCUACUAGAAGUAACCCUUGAUGCUCUUGUCGGAGCCGAGUGGUUCCUAUCGUAUUUCAUGCCUGCUUAUAGAACAAGAUGACUGGGUGUGCAAUAGACGGUAGUGAGGUUGGUCUCUGCUUAUGCAGAAACCCGCAAACUAUUGUAAUGGUCAUCAAACCACGUCUUUAUUGAUAUGUACUGAAGUAUCAGACCUCGUCAUUAAGGAUAAAAUGAAAGUAGAUAAAUGUUGUCUUUAUGAGGAAAAGAGCAAAAACUAUUUGUUUUAAAUAGCCACCAGGGGGCGAUACCUGUGGCUGCAAAAACAUAUGGUCCUAUAGAAGUCUAAUGGAAAAGAGCCCUUGGAUUUGACCAGUGAAAACACUUUCCUCAAUCACCCAGUUAAAGAAAUCCCAGAAGGUUGAAUGUGUUCAUCUGGAGGUAGCAUUUUUUUCUGUGGGAAAAAUGUCUCAUCCCUCAUCCAGGACGGAGAAAGUCACUUGGAUGAAUGAAGAUAAUCAACUUUCUAGGACUUUCCUGACGAACUCACAGUGUCAGUUGUUUAUUUUGGGUCAUGUUGAAUACAAAAUUAGGUGAUAAAGUUACUCACUCACUCACUCAUUCACAAGGUGUCACCACAGCGGGUCGUUCCACAUGUUUGAUUUGACAGAUUUUUACACCGAGUGCCGUUCCUGAAGCGACCGCAAAGAGAUUUGUGUCUCCUCUCAGAAUUGAAACUGAGAUCUUCCACUUUUUAGUUAAAUGAGGUAAACCACUGUUGUACAUUUUGGUCGUGCUACGUUUCAGAAAGGAGGAUUAUCCAGGGUUUGCUCACUUGUAGGUGACAUCACAGUGCACAUAGUAAUCUUGCUUGCUUCAUCAGGCUGUUAGUCAUUCACACUCAGGUCCCCUUAGAAUUCUUUUCUUCUGGCUUCCUUCAUACUCUUCCACAACAAUGACAAAAGAGCCACAUUAAAUCUGCUAAAAAGAACUGUUGCUUUUCUGGGGAGAUGUUUAGCAAAGUGUAACCAUACUUGUGAAUGUUCAGCUCUGUCUUUCAUUGGCAUCAGUCUGUGUUUGUGCUGCAUGGUGCUGCUGAGAGAGCUCGUACCGCUCCCACACAGGCCCUGAUAGCAAAAAUUCAUCAUGGAGAAAUGUUUAUUGUUAUUGCAAUUUAGAAAGGGAGUGGCUGAGAUCAAAUGUUGUUGUGUUCAUGCUAUUGCCGUUUAGGGCAUUGACUGUGAGCUCAGUGACUCACAAAGAUGCACUAACGCCGUGCACAGUCAUAACCUGUGCGUGCCUGUCCGUUAAAAGUGACCGCUACUCAUGUGUGGUCACAUUACGCCUGUAAGAUUUUAGUCUGAGAUUUUACUGAGAAGUGAAAAGGUGCUCUUUCACACAUGAAGCUAACAUGUUCAGAUACUGUCGGAUUAAUGGAAACUGGGGGGGGGGGGUUGACUGACUACAGCUACAAGGUGGACAUUGUUACAAGUCAUGGAAAAAAGCCUAGACUGUAAAAGAGGCAUUUCAAGUAGUUCAUCAGGAGUGAGGACUAUUACAGACUAAAGGAUAGAGGACAAACCAAAAAAGAAAAACCCAUAAUAGGGGCACUUAAAAUUAGUGAAGGACUCGCACCAAAGCUGCUGCUCCAUAACAAUGUUUUUACUCUCUGACAGACAUUGCAGCUAAACUACAAUGUUUUCGUUUUUGUUUAAUUUACAGCCUGCAAAAAUUCAUUUGGGACACUUGACGUCCCAUUUUACAACCAGAAGUAGUAUAAUUUAUUUUUAUUUUUCCAUGUAUUUGAUGGAUGGAAUAGUCUUAGGUAAGCAUUGCAGUUCUUAAUUGCUUUUUGCUAUUGAAUAAAAUAAAAAUGUUUUAAAAGAAAUGUAAAAAAAUAAAUAAGUUUCUGCUGGAAUAAUGGGUGUGAGCUAGCAUCAUAAAACUACAGUAUAUUUUAGCUUGAAGUUUAUAUUUUGUUUGAGGCUUGGUGCUCUAGAGCACUUUAAUGAUUAACUUUCCUUUUAUUUCACCAAUGAACUUCAAAUGUGUUUUAGAGCUGACUUUAACGGGAAAAAAAUGUAAAUACUAUAAAAAAUCAUUUUGCCAUUAUUCAUUUGAUUUUUGAGAAGUGAUUUGUUUUAUUGGUAGUGUGGUGUUGAGUGUGUUUUUAGGAUAAAGCAGUGCAUGUUGAUGAAUUGUAAAAUGCAAAAAAAUAUAAAAUACUGAUUGUACAAAA